AUGUUCAGACAAUCCCUUAGAUCCAUUGCCAGAACAGCAAGAACUGGCACCAUCGGUGUCAGAACUUACGCCGAGGCCGUCAACCCAGACGUCCUCAAGGUCUCGCUCGUCUCCCCACACCAGGCUAUUUUCACAAACAAAGAGGUCAGCCAGGUCAAUCUGCCAGCCAGCUCUGGAGAAAUGGGUGUUCUGGCCAACCACGUGCCAACCGUUGAAGAAUUGGCUCCAGGAGUCGUCGAGGUGAUCGAGUCGUCCGGCACCUCCUCCAAAUACUUUGUGUCGGGUGGUUUCGCCAGCAUCGUGCCAGGCUCGAAGCUCAGCAUCUCCACCGUUGAGGCCCACCCAUUGGAUGCCUUUUCCUCCGAAAACAUCAAAUCGCUUCUGGCCGAGGCCCAGAAAAACGCCUCUUCUGCAGAUGAGACCGUUGCUGCCGAGGCUGCCAUCGAAAUCGAGGUCCUGGAAGCUCUGCAAGCUGCUGUUCACUAG
Messenger RNA from Ogataea parapolymorpha DL-1, 486 nucleotides. Its product is annotated as F0F1-type ATP synthase, epsilon subunit (mitochondrial delta subunit). Gene Ontology annotation, biological process: proton motive force-driven ATP synthesis. Gene Ontology annotation, molecular function: proton-transporting ATP synthase activity, rotational mechanism. The coding region runs from base 1 to 486 and encodes 161 amino acids. The transcript is spliced from 2 exons. The record is from RefSeq and is a predicted model, not a curated record. Lineage: Eukaryota; Fungi; Ascomycota; Pichiomycetes; Pichiales; Pichiaceae.